CAUCAACAAACAUGGCCGAACCGCCAGGUUCAAAGGACCCUGUUACAGACACAGAGUGGUCAGAUGGAGAGGCUUUAACAAAAGUCCCGUUUGUAAAAGACGUCAAACUUGUGUCGGUAGAACAUCCAGCCAUUGUUAACGAUGUUGAUAAAGCGUUGGCAACACUUGGAGGGUGUGAAGAAUUGUCCAAGUCAUUCAGCAAUACCAACAAACGCAUUGCUUUACGUUGGAGACCUAAGGACAUUUACUGUAAGGCAGUGUAUGGAGAAAGAUACCCCACAACUAAUUUAUUGAUGAAGAUAAAGAGAAGAUGGAGGAAAGGCAAGCCAGAAGAAUCUAAGUACAAUAUGGAGGUCAUUGGGGUUAUUGAAAUCACUUAUAAAUUCCAAGCCAUGGUAGACUACCAGUAUCUGCCUAUGACUCGACAGCCAGACCAGAGUUAUACCAGCCUGACUGAAAAACUGGUUCUCAACAAGUUGUGUGACCGGCGUGAGUUUCUAGAUAAUGGCUGCUCACUCUUCCUACCCCCAAGCAGCUUCUCCAGGAUGGACUUUCCCGACAAGACUUACCUCCUCCGGAAGGAUAUCGAACACAGACCUGGCUACGUCAACCCUGACCGCAACCGUCCUCAAAACCUUAUUGGCACAGUGCGCCAGAAGAGGACCAUUUUUACGCAGUUCUGUAGUUUUGGAGAUCAUGUUCCAACCCAUGUGUCGGAGAAAGUCGUGGCCGCUCUGAGGUCCAAGUACAACAAUCCAGAGGCUGAACAAAAACUUGAACAGCUUUUUAAGGAGCGACCAAUUUGGUCUAGGGCAGCUUUGAACCUACAUUUUCAUAAAUACAAGAAGAAGCUGAAGUACCUACUACCUCUGACAGGGUUUUACUAUUUGAGUGGACCUUGGCGCUGCUUGUGGUGCAAGUUUGGGUUUGACCCUAUAGAAAACCCAGAAGCCAAAAUGUUUCAGACCGUGGAUUUCAGAAAACGACAAGGUUCAGUUGGGGAAAGAGUUGGCAUCAAAUUGAAGAGAAAAGAAAACCUUUUGCAGUUUCAGGCCAUGAGAAGAAAUGUUGUAGGUGACACCAAAAUUAAUAUUCGUGACAUUGUCAUGGAAGAAGAAGAGGCUGUGGCUGAGCCUGCACCAUUGGGGACAGAAGAUGCAGAAAAACUCACCAAAGAAGAACAGCAGUUUAUCUACACACCUACCACCAUUCCACCGUGUCGACAGAUGUUCUACCAGCUCUGUGACAUCCGAGCUCCCAGGAUACAACACAUUAUACACAAGAAUGAUGGAAAGGAGAAGACGUGCACAGAGAGAGAUGGGUGGUGUGAGGCAAUGGCCAUUGACAAAUGUCGAGACCUGAUGUCGUAUUACACUAUGAAGAUACUGAGUAAUGAGGAGGACCAGCAGGUCUCUAUGGUAGACUACAUAGCAAGGCGGAAAGCUAACUUCAGGAAGAAAAAGACACGUAUGGCCAGAAUCAACAAGUUUGGAGAGGACAUGUCAGAAUCAGACUCCGAUGUCUCAUCAGACGACACUGAGUUAGAGAUGGAAAAGGUGGAAGCAGGUCCCACAGGAGGGGAUGAAGAGGUGGAGCAAGAGGGCGAAGAGGAGGAGGACAUGAAUGAAAUGGAGACAGAAUUACUAGACUGUAUCUGAAAGAACACAUUAUUUCGAUAUACAAAAUAUGUUACUCAACAUCUCUACAAGCAGUGCCCAUAUAGGACUGAUGGUGAGACAAAAGGUACCUGUCUAAUACAAACACAACACUCAUUACAAAGUUGCUAAAACGGAUCUAAGUGCUACAUUACAUACUGAGAUCAGGUGAUAAUGGCAGAUCUUUGAUGAGUGUUGGUUGUCUAAAGGAUAAGUGUGAGUGUUCCUAUGAACAUAUUACUUGGUCUAUACAAGGAAGAAGUGUCUGUGGGCCAUCUGAAGAAGUGUCUGUUGGCCAUCUUAGGGGGAAAUGUUAAUGGACAGUCUGAGGGAAAGGUGUAUGGGGGAGAAGUUGAAGAGGCAUCUUUAGAAUUUCAGACUUGAUAGUCGAAUUGAUAUUGAGGUUAAUGUCCAACUAAAUUCCAUCUCUUGUACCAUUCCUUGAGUAUAGAACGUUUUUUAUUGCUAACAGAACUGCAUUCACAUAGGUAUUGAUUACUUGGGGAAAAAGAAUAAAUAUAUCUGAGAUCUGAGGAUGAAAAUUCUAAAAUCUGUUAGCAGAAAUAAGAAUGGCAUGGUACAAAUAUUGAACAGGGACAUAGGUAUGAGGUGUAUCUGGAGGCAUGGCCAGUGGACCUUACAUAUAAACCUGGAGGUCAGGACACCCUGUGAGUGUGUAUACUAAUACUAUGUAUGACUUGACAUAUUCAAAAACAUCCCUCCCGUCAGCAAAAUUCCUUAAACUGGUUUCACAGUCAGUGGGAUAUAAUGUUGGUAUAUAAUAGUUGGUGUCUACCACAUCGAAAGGUGUGUUAGUCAUGGUGUAUUGAAUGACAUUGAGAUGAGUCAUGUUGUGAGGAAGAAAUUAAAGGAAAGAUGUGAAAUAACUGAAAGGAAUAAAAUGAAUCUUCAA
Mizuhopecten yessoensis (Yesso scallop) is the source of this 2568-nucleotide messenger RNA. RefSeq names its product general transcription factor 3C polypeptide 5-like. The transcript is spliced from 9 exons. The record is from RefSeq and is a predicted model, not a curated record. Lineage: Eukaryota; Metazoa; Mollusca; Bivalvia; Pectinida; Pectinidae. The coding region runs from base 12 to 1658 and encodes 548 amino acids. Gene Ontology annotation, cellular component: transcription factor TFIIIC complex. Gene Ontology annotation, biological process: transcription initiation at RNA polymerase III promoter.